Molecule: messenger RNA, 1230 nt
Organism: Macaca mulatta (Rhesus monkey)
Lineage: Eukaryota; Metazoa; Chordata; Mammalia; Primates; Cercopithecidae
Source: RefSeq, a predicted model, not a curated record
GGGGGGCGUGUCCGCCGGCGGGGGCGUGUCGUACUGGGGGCGUGGCUCUCUGCUCCGGUGCAGGCCAACAGGGCGUCCUCGGCUGGGCUGGGCUGGGCUGGACGCAACUGACCGUGGUCGUGGGCGGACGGUGGCUGCAGCGCGGAGGAGCUGGGAUCGCGGUGGGCCCGGGACGUGCGCGCUUGGUGCACGAACCUGAAGGGGAGCUCCAAGGGGCCUGGGUCGCCAGGGCUGCUGCUGCAAUUCUCAGAGCCCGGCGAGGGGCCCGCGAGUCACUGGCUCAGGCCGUCCCAGGGCCCCGGGCGCACCCGGUGGCCGCUGCUCAGCGGAGGGAGCGCGGCGGCGCGGGGUCUCGGAGACAGCUUUUCUCCCGGAAGCAUUCCUCGGGCCGCAGGCGGAAAGUGGGGGCCGGAGCGGCAGCAGGCCGCGUCCUCUCCGCAGGUCGGCACCAUGCGACCUGCAGCCCUACGCGGGGCCCUGCUGGGCUGCCUCUACCUGGCGUUGCUUUGCCUGGGCGGUGCGGACAAGCGCCUGCGUGACAACCAUGAGUGGAAAAAGCUGAUUAUGGUUCAGCACUGGCCUGAGACAGUAUGCGAGAAAAUUCAAAACGACUGUAGAGACCCUCCGGAUUACUGGACAAUACAUGGACUAUGGCCUGAUAAAAGUGAAGGAUGUAACAGAUCGUGGCCCUUCAAUUUAGAAGAGAUUAAGGAUCUUUUGCCAGAAAUGAAGGCAUACUGGCCUGAUGUAAUUCACUCGUUUCCCAAUCGCAGCCGCUUCUGGAAGCAUGAGUGGGAAAAGCAUGGGACCUGUGCCGCCCAGGUGGACGCGCUCAACUCCCAGAAGAAGUACUUUGGCAGAAGCCUGGAACUCUACAGGGAGCUGGACCUCAACAGUGUGCUCCUAAAAUUGGGGAUAAAACCAUCCAUCAAUUACUAUCAAGAUGAAGAAGUACAGACAGUUGGUCAGAUAGAACUGUGCCUCACUAAGCAAGACCAGCAGCUGCAAAACUGCACUGAGCCGGGGGAGCAGCUGUCCCCCAAGCAGAAAGCGUGGCUGGCAGAUGGGGACACCGAGAGCAGGGGUCUGAGGGUCUGUGAAGAUGGCCCAGUCUUCUAUCCCCCACCUAAAAAGAUAAAGCACUGAUGCCCACGUUUUGGAAAUAUUCUGUUUUAAAAAGCAAGAGAAAUUCACAAACUGCAGCUUUCUAAAAAACAACUCCAAAGUGAA